AUCCCAAUAGAGAAAAUAAGUGUAACAAGCUUAAUUUGUGAAAUUUAGGCACAUGAGCAGAUACUCGGAGGGCACAACAUCAGGAAGCAUGGAAGAUGAAGAUUUGGAGAAGAACAAUGAGAAGACAGCAAUGGUGAGAAAGAAGUCAGAAGAAGUUGUGGUGGUGGGAAGCAAUAACAAUGGUGGUUCAGAAAUGCUUAGGAAUUUUAUGACCAAUUUGCAAGCGGUGUUUCUUGGUACUAAGCUUGCUGUGCUUUUUCCAGCAGUUCCUUUGGCUGUUGUUGCCACUUUUUAUGGCUUUGGAAGGCCUUGGAUUUUUGCUUUCAGCCUUCUUGGACUUGCUCCUUUAGCUGAACGUGUCAGCUUUCUGACUGAGCAAAUUGCAUAUUAUACUGGUCCAACAGUUGGAGGGCUUCUGAAUGCAACCUGUGGCAAUGCAACUGAGAUGAUCAUAGCAUUAUUAGCACUUCAUCAGAACAAAGUAAAUGUUGUGAAGUUAUCCUUGCUUGGUUCCAUUCUCUCAAACCUUCUCUUGGUUCUUGGAAGCUCACUCCUCUGUGGUGGUUUAGCCAAUCUCAAGAGAGAGCAAAGAUAUGACAGAAAACAAGCUGAUGUAAACUCACUGGUUCUGUUGCUGGGGUUGCUAUGUCAUUUGCUGCCAUUGCUGUUCAGAUACUCCUUAGGAGGUGCUCAUCAUUCCAUAGCCACUAACAUUCUUCAGAUGUCCAGAGCAAGCAGUGUUGUUAUGCUUCUAGCAUAUCUUGCUUACAUCUUCUUCCAGUUAAAAACUCACAGAAAAUUGUUUGAUGCACAAGAGGAGGAGGAAGAUGAAGAGAAGGCAGUGAUAGGAUUUUGGAGUGCAUUUACGUGGUUGGUGGGUAUGACAUUGGUCAUAUCCUUGCUUUCUGAAUAUGUAGUAGGAACAAUCGAGGCUGCUUCAGAUUCUUGGGGGAUUUCUGUAAGCUUCAUUAGUAUAAUUUUGCUACCAAUUGUUGGAAACGCUGCAGAACAUGCUGGUUCAAUCAUAUUUGCUUACAAGAACAAGUUGGACAUAUCUUUGGGGGUGGCUAUGGGAUCUGCAACUCAAAUUUCUAUGUUUGUGGUUCCAUUAAGUGUGGUUGUUGCAUGGAUAAUGGGUAUAACAAUGGAUUUGGACUUCAGUCUUCUUGAAACUGGAUGUCUUGCUUUUACAAUCAUAGUUACAGCCUUCACUUUACAGGAUGGAACUUCACACUACAUGAAAGGAGUGGUUCUUACUCUGUGUUACAUUGUCAUUGCUGCAUGUUUUUUUGUUCUCAAAACUCCUCUAACAGACCAAAAUUCUAUGGCCAACUUUGGAGCUAAAGCAUGGUUUGAAGGCAUCAACAGUUGAAUGAUUUUGCUUCCCAUUCUAAGAUAAAAAAUUUGACUAAACCUUGUCUGGGAUGAACUGCAAAGGUGGAUAUUUGUAUUCAUUGAUAACUGAGGCUUUGAUGAGGAACUUCGUAAACUAUAAAAGUAGAGACUAAUUUCAAUGCUUUAUACAAUAAUUCUUUCUUCAUAAUAAGACUUCACAUUCACAUUGUGGGUUUGAAA
Molecule: messenger RNA, 1575 nt
Organism: Vigna unguiculata (cowpea)
Lineage: Eukaryota; Viridiplantae; Streptophyta; Magnoliopsida; Fabales; Fabaceae
Product: vacuolar cation/proton exchanger 3-like
Biological process (GO): calcium ion transmembrane transport; intracellular calcium ion homeostasis
Cellular component (GO): plant-type vacuole membrane
Molecular function (GO): calcium:proton antiporter activity
Source: RefSeq, a predicted model, not a curated record